Molecule: messenger RNA, 4154 nt
Organism: Fukomys damarensis (Damara mole-rat)
Lineage: Eukaryota; Metazoa; Chordata; Mammalia; Rodentia; Bathyergidae
Gene: Fmnl3
Product: formin like 3
Exons: 27
Coding region: 38-3046 (1002 amino acids)
Biological process (GO): regulation of cell shape; cortical actin cytoskeleton organization; cell migration
Cellular component (GO): cytosol
Molecular function (GO): small GTPase binding; actin filament binding
Source: RefSeq, a predicted model, not a curated record
CCCGCCCUCCGUUCCGUUGCUGCUGCCGCCCGGCAAGAUGCCGAUGCCUGAGCCCUGUGAGCUGGAAGAGAGGUUCGCCCUGGUGUUGAGCUCCAUGAACCUGCCUCCCGACAAGGCCCGGCUCCUGAGGCAGUAUGACAACGAGAAGAAGUGGGAUCUGAUUUGUGACCAGGAACGAUUCCAGGUGAAGAAUCCUCCCCACACUUAUAUCCAGAAACUCCAGAGCUUCUUGGACCCUAGUGUAACUCGGAAGAAGUUCAGGAGGAGAGUGCAGGAGUCAACCAAAGUACUGAGAGAGCUGGAGAUCUCCCUUCGCACCAACCACAUUGGGUGGGUGAGGGAGUUUCUGAAUGGUGAAAACAAAGGCCUGGAUGUGCUGGUGGAUUACCUGUCCUUUGCACAAUGUUCUGUCAUGUUUGACUUUGAGGGUCUGGAGAGUGGUGAUGAUGGUGCAUUUGACAAGCUCCGGUCCUGGAGCAGGUCAAUCGAGGACCUGCAGCCACCCAGCGCCCUUUCGGCCCCCUUCACCAACAGCCUCGCUCGCUCUGCGCGCCAGUCUGUGCUCCGGUAUAGCACUCUCCCUGGACGCAGGGCCCUGAAGAACUCCCGCCUGGUGAGCCAGAAGGAUGAUGUCCACGUUUGCAUCCUUUGUCUCCGAGCCAUCAUGAACUACCAGUAUGGCUUCAAUCUGGUCAUGUCCCACCCCCAUGCUGUCAAUGAGAUUGCACUUAGCCUCAACAACAAGAAUCCAAGGACCAAAGCCCUGGUCUUGGAGCUCCUGGCAGCUGUGUGUUUGGUGCGGGGAGGUCAUGAAAUCAUCCUUGCUGCCUUUGAUAAUUUCAAAGAGGUGUGCAAGGAGCUGCACCGCUUUGAGAAGCUGAUGGAGUAUUUCCGGAAUGAGGAUAGCAACAUUGACUUCAUGGUGGCCUGCAUGCAGUUCAUCAACAUUGUGGUGCACUCUGUGGAGGACAUGAACUUCCGGGUCCACCUGCAGUAUGAGUUCACCAAGCUGGGGCUGGAGGAGUUCCUGCAGUCAAGGCACACAGAGAGCGAGAAGCUGCAGGUGCAGAUCCAGGCAUAUCUGGACAACGUGUUUGAUGUGGGGGGUUUGUUGGAGGAUGCUGAGACCAAGAAUGUAGCCUUGGAAAAGGUGGAGGAGCUGGAGGAGCAUGUAUCUCACCUCACAGAGAAGCUUCUAGACAUGGAGAAUGAGAACAUGAUGAGGGUAGCAGAGCUAGAAAAGCAACUGCUCCAGCGGGAGAAGGAACUGGAGAACAUCAAGGAGACGUAUGAGAACACAAGCCACCAGGUGCACACCCUGAGGAGGCUCAUUAAGGAGAAGGAAGAGGCCUACCAGCGCCGAUGCCACCUGGAGCCAAGUGUCCGAGGCCUGGAGUCCAUGGCAGGAGAGGCCCUGGCCAGGGUAGGCCUUGCAGAACCGAGUGAGGGUGGACCAGCCUCUGACCUGGACCUUCUGGCUCCGGGCCCACCUGCCGGGGAGCCUCUUCCUCAGCCUCCACCCCCAGCUCCUCCCUUGCCGCCACCCCCUCCCCCAUUACCAGACAAGUGUCCCCCAGCUCCACCUCUCCCUGGCGCUGCUCCUUCUGUGGUCUUGACAGUGGGCCUGUCGGCCAUUCGCAUUAAGAAACCUAUCAAGACCAAGUUCCGGCUACCAGUCUUCAACUGGACAGCCCUGAAACCCAAUCAGAUCAGUGGCACUGUCUUUAGCGAACUCGAUGAUGAGAAGAUCUUGGAGGACUUGGAUCUAGACAAGUUUGAGGAAUUAUUUAAGACGAAAGCACAGGGGCCUGCCCUUGACCUCAUCUGCUCCAAGAACAAGACCGCGCAGAAGGCUGCCAGCAAGGUGACACUGUUGGAAGCCAACCGUGCAAAGAACCUGGCCAUCACUCUGCGCAAGGCUGGCCGCUCAGCUGAAGAGAUAUGCAGAGCCAUCCACAUGUUUGAUCUCCAGACACUGCCCGUGGACUUCGUGGAGUGCCUGAUGCGAUUUCUGCCCACGGAGGCUGAGGUGAAGCUGCUGCGGCAGUAUGAGCGUGAGCGGCAGCCCCUGGAAGAACUGGCGGCUGAGGACCGCUUCAUGCUGCUGUUCAGCAAGGUGGAGCGGCUGACCCAACGAAUGGCUGGCAUGGCCUUCCUGGGCAACUUUCAGGACAACCUGCAGAUGCUCACACCGCAACUCAAUGCCAUCAUUGCAGCCUCUGCCUCUGUCAAGUCCUCGCAGAAGCUGAAGCAGAUGCUGGAGAUCAUACUUGCUCUGGGGAACUAUAUGAACAGCAGCAAGCGAGGCGCUGUGUAUGGCUUCAAGCUGCAGAGCUUGGAUUUGCUUCUGGAUACGAAGUCCACUGACCGGAAGAUGACACUACUGCAUUUCAUUGCCUUGACGGUGAAGGAAAAAUACCCAGAUCUGGCCAACUUCUGGCAUGAGCUGCACUUUGUAGAGAAAGCUGCAGCAGUGUCCCUGGAGAACGUGCUGCUAGACGUGAAGGAGCUGGGCCGGGGCAUGGAGCUGAUUCGGCGGGAAUGCAGCAUUCAUGACAACAGUGUCCUUCGGAGCUUCCUCAGCACCAACGAAGGCAAACUGGACAAGCUCCAGCGUGAUGCCAAGACAGCUGAGGAAGCCUACAAUGCAGUUGUGUGCUACUUUGGCGAGAGUCCCAAGACCACACCUCCUUCUGUAUUCUUUCCAGUAUUUGUCCGAUUCAUUCGUUCCUACAAGGAAGCAGAACAAGAAAAUGAAGCCCGUAAGAAGCAGGAGGAGGUAAUGCGGGAGAAGCAGCUGGCUCAGGAAGCCAAGAAGCUGGAUGCCAAGACCCCAUCCCAGCGGAACAAGUGGCAACAGCAGGAGCUAAUUGCAGAGUUGAGGCGGCGCCAGGCUAAGGAGCACCGGCCUGUUUAUGAGGGGAAGGAUGGAACCAUUGAGGACAUCAUCACAGUGCUGAAGAGUGUCCCUUUCACGGCCCGUACUGCCAAGCGGGGCUCACACUUCUUCUGCGAUGCAGCCCACCAUGAUGAAUCAAACUGUUAACCCCCAAGGCUGGGACCCCUGACAGGCCUCCAGUACCAGCCCAUUGUUCACCAAGCCGGGAGUGCUGCACUACCCAGUGGCCCCCCUCGGGCUCCAGGCCCCCACUGAGACUCUUGGAGGCAGAAGCGCUUCAACCCUCAGUCCUGCAAGUCUGGCCAGUGGACCUGAAGCCAGGGGCCCAGCAAAAGGCUGUGCUGUGUGCUCAGCUGUGCUACCCUCACUCUCGGGCUGGGUCUUAACCUGUACGGCAGUGAGUUCUGUAGGGGCUGGGCACUUCCCUUGUGACUCCAGUACUGCACUUUGUCCCCGUACUCAGCAGCAUUUCCUGAAGGGUCACCAAGGAUCAGCUGAGGGCUUGGGAAAAUACUUCCAGCUUUAACCUACACAGGGGCACCUAGGCCUCUCUCCUAGAGCCCCGGGGGAUAAAAGGAGAAAGCCCUCUUCCCUGUUUCUCCUUUCCUUGUUGCAUGCGCAACUCUAGAGUGUUCAGGCUUCAGGGGCCCUGGACCCCCGCCCACCUGGGAUCACCUGCACCCUGGUGAUAAGGGUAGGAAUGGUGCCCCGCUGCUGUCCUUCCCUUGGCUCCUUCCAGUCUAGGAUGCUGUGGUGGGCGGAAGAGCAGACUGUCUCUGCACUGGCCCCGUGACCCCUAGAGAAGAGUGUGCCAACCACCUCUGCUGGGCUUUUUUGGCAGAGGGCAGGAAGUAUGAUCCUCACAGACCAUUUGUCCAGUUCACUGCAGUUUCUUCUCAGUCCCUGGGAAGGGAAUGCUGGGGCCUCCUCUUUGUACAUGUACUGCUUCCCUUUCUCUUGUAUAUAAACCCCAGACCUUCCCUCUCUCAACAAAAGCUUGAAGCACCAGGCUGUCUCCUCUUUCUGGACUUGGUUGUGGGGGGGAUAUGGGGGAUGUGGGGGUUGGUUGGUCACAUCCCCUUGGGGUAAAAGCAGCUCAGAAGCCUGGGGAAAGGAAGAGCUGGAUGGGUGGUCUCUGACGACACAAAGGGAGGCAGGCCUACGUGAGACACUAGCGCCCUCUCCUGGACAUCUGCCUGUUCAGGCCCCAGCCUGCCCCAGUAAGUAGCAAAUGAAAACAAAAAUCACUGACCGU